Talaromyces proteolyticus is the source of this 1314-nucleotide messenger RNA. Its product is annotated as BAR domain protein. Bases 1 to 1314 code for a protein of 437 amino acids. Gene Ontology annotation, molecular function: protein binding. Gene Ontology annotation, cellular component: cytoplasm. NCBI's taxonomy places the organism in Eukaryota, Fungi, Ascomycota, Eurotiomycetes, Eurotiales, Trichocomaceae. The record is from RefSeq and is a predicted model, not a curated record. The transcript is spliced from 6 exons.
AUGAAUGUCAACAAAAAGCUGGAUCGCUUCAAGCAAUGGGCUGGGGAGCGAAUGGGAGGAGAGGCGAGAACAAACGUCUCCGAGGAUUUUAAAGCCUUGGAGACUGAAAUGAAUCUUCGGCAGGACGGCAUGGACAAAAUGCACCGUUCUAUGACUGCUUACAUCAAGGCCAUCUCGAAACGAACGGAAGGAGACGAUAAAGAGAAGACGCUUCCGAUCGCUCACCUAGGGAGUGUCAUGAUCCAACACGGAGAGGAUUUCGACUCGCACUCGGAAUAUGGGCAAACUUUGACGCUUACUGGAAGGGCUCAUGAAAGGCUUGCUCGGGUACAGGAGGCUUAUUCCGCUGAAGCUACUGGAAAUUGGCUUGAAUCACUAGAGCGCAAUCUAGCCGCUAUGAAAGAAUAUCAGGGAGCUUGGGGUCUAUGUGCUAACUUCGCAAAGAAUGCCCGCAAGAAACUGGAGACCCGCCGCCUUGCGUACGACGCCUCUUUAGCAAAGAUGCAAAAAGCAAAGAAGGAGGAUUUCCGCGUCGAAGAGGAAUUACGUACCCAGAAAGUUAAAUACGAAGAGACGAGCGACGAUGUCUACCGCAGGAUGGUGGAUAUCCAGAGCGCCGAAGGUGACAACAUCAUGGACUUAACAGCUCUCAUUGAUGCUGAACUCGCUUACCAUGAGCGAUGCCGUGAUGUUCUCCUUCAGCUCAGAAAUGAGCUGCCAUCAGGUGCCUCGCCGCCACAGUAUACCAAUGGUCGCCGCCCUGGACGAGCGCGAUCGAAUACUGCUCAUUCAUACCAAGAACGAUACGAUCCUGUUCAGGAAGAGCAGCCACCUCAGCCUCCUCGUCCAACUAUCCGAUCAACACGAUCAUCCUCAUCAAAUAGACUGAACGAGACUAUACGAGAACGCCCAGAUGUCGGCUCCUCGCGGCCAUCUAUGAUUCGUACCUCAACCUUUGAAGGCCCUACACAAUUGCGACGAGAGGACUCUCCUGCCAAUUCUUAUUCUCCGAGCCGUGUCCAGAGCGACCUCUCGAUCCGUACGACCAGGUCGUCGUUGAGACCCGUGAGCAAGAUCCAUGAAGACUACCAUGAUGACUUCACUUCACAUGGAAAUGUCAGCCCAUACGACGAUAGGGCAGAGUCACCAGCGACAUCGCACAGCAGCUACUUUUCGCGGACGCCGAGUUCGACAACAAUGGAUGGUAGUACUAUAAUGAAAAAGGGUCCCCCACCGCCGCCUCCAUCAAGAGCCAACAAGCCCAAACCCCCUCCGCCGCCGCCGCCAGCGAAGCGCAACGUGAUCGGAGUGUGA